Messenger RNA from Phodopus roborovskii (desert hamster), 716 nucleotides. Its product is annotated as phospholipase A2, membrane associated-like. Lineage: Eukaryota; Metazoa; Chordata; Mammalia; Rodentia; Cricetidae. The transcript is spliced from 4 exons. Gene Ontology annotation, molecular function: phospholipid binding; calcium ion binding. Bases 26 to 532 code for a protein of 168 amino acids. Gene Ontology annotation, biological process: phospholipid metabolic process; arachidonate secretion; lipid catabolic process. The record is from RefSeq and is a predicted model, not a curated record.
CAGAGGCUGAGACUCCUGGGAGGAAAUGCCCAGGCCAGUCCUUCUGCACUGUUCUUCACAGACUGACAACAUGAAGGUCCUCCUACUGCUAGCAGUCUUGAUCAUGGCCUUUGGCCCAAUCCAGGUCCAAGGGAGCCUUGUCGAGUUUUGGCAAAUGAUCUGGCUAAAGACGGGACAGAGACCUGAGAUCAGAUAUGCCUUCUAUGGUUGCCACUGUGGUGUGGGUGGCAAAGGAACCCCCAUAGAUGAAACAGAUUGGUGCUGCUUUAAGCAUGACUGUUGCUAUGCCCGUCUGGAGGAACUUGGCUGUGGCACAAAAUUUCUGACCUACGAUUUCGACUACAAAGAAGGCCAAAUCACCUGCUCUGAAAACCAGGACUCCUGUAGGAAACAACUGUGCCAGUGUGAUAAACAUGCUACUAUAUGUUUUUACUGGAACUGGCAUAGCCACCGGAAUAAGUACCAAAAAUAUGCCAAAAACUUGUGCAGAGGAAAGACACCCAGCUGCUCAGAGAGAAUGUAUCUCAUUUAAGUCCCCCCAGGAAAAAAGAAAACAUCCCUAUUCUUCCUUAGAAGUCUUCUGUUCAGAGACUCAAAGCCUGAUGUGUUAGACUGAUCUUUCCCACCAUUCUACUACCUUGGACUGACAGAUUGUCCACAUCUACCUCCCCUUCUUAUCCAACUUCGUGCCUGUCAAAUAAAGUAAUUCAUCAAUG